Molecule: messenger RNA, 4365 nt
Organism: Vitrella brassicaformis
Lineage: Eukaryota; Vitrellaceae
Source: the annotation of a GenBank genome assembly
AGCAGGCCAUUCAGAACACGUGCUGGGUCCGACAUGCUCACACAUUUAUUCACUCAUGGAGGUAUCGUCCGUCCGUCCGUCCGUUGCCGGCCUUGUUGCCCUGGCUGAUCAAUUCUGAUACACAGGCAGGUAGGCAGGCAGGCGGGGAGGCAGACACACAGGUGGAUACACACAAACACACAGAGAGUAGCCCGUCCGCGAGCCACUCACUGAAUUCCAGCCAGGCAGCCAGGCACACACCGCGCAUAAACACGCUCUCUCACGCACACACUCACGGGCACACGCCAUGGGAUGUUUCUUAAAGCACCAACGCACCCCUUCACAGCCAUCCGCCCAUUCGCCCGCCCAACCAAUCCGACCGGUCAAAGAUGGAUGGAGAAAAAUCUGCCAUUCUGCACGUCACACGCAGCAUGAGGGCCAUAUACGCAGCCACACACCAGCAGCACGGCAAGUCAGACAGACAGACAGACGGUGAGAGAGAGGGCGAGAGGACGAAAGAAAGACAUACGGCGAGAGAGGAGGAGGGAGAAGGGGAAGGGCCGCGGAAAAAUCAACCACUUCAUGCAUGCUGCACAGGUGAGUGGCGCGCGCGGGUGCGCGGGAGGGCGGACACCCACACAUCAUUCACAAGACAACACACUGAAAAAAGGAAAACGGAGGCACGGCAGGAGGAAGGAAGGUUUCGCCGUCGUCUGUGAAAAAUAACUCCCGUCUCAUACGCCUUGUGUGGCGUGUCCGCCCACUCGCCUCCCCACGACUGACAGACAGACUGUACACACACACACACACACACGAGAACUUUCAUGGGCGCCCUUUCAGAAAAGGGACGAAAAAUGGGAAGGAACAUCGCACGCACACACACACAGAGGCACAGAAGGCAGGUAUAGGGGGUUCUCUCGUCCCCAGCCUGUCAUGUCUGUCUAUGCGACUAAGUGAGUGCCUGCACGCCGGCCCGUGAGGUGCUGUGCGGCUUCCCCAACACACACACUCCACACACACGCAUGACUCCACGCAACACAGCAAGCAGGUCUGUCUCUGUGUACGGGGGCUAGCUCGGGCUGUACAUGACGUUUGUCGCUCUCCCUCCCUCCCUCUCCGUCUGUCUGGUUUGUGCGCACCCCCCCACUCGCAGCCAACAAAAGCACUUCUUCUGUCUCUUCUUUGACGGCUUUGCCCAUAAGUCAGUCAGUUAGUCGAGCCAGAGAGAGGCCUCCAAGAUGUCAAGAUGAUCCCACCUUUCUGUCCGCGGGCUUCAUUACCGUAGCCGAGGCCGACGCCAAAAGGUGCCCAUUGCAACGCAACAGUGGGCACCGUGCGGACUCGGCCACGCAUACGAGAAUGAAGACACACAAGACAUGUGGGCAGACACGGCGACAAAUAGCCCUCGGCCAGCCCCCCAUUGACAUGGCAUCCACUCAUAUAUUCGAGCACACACAUUCAUUUCACGCCACGCGUCAAAAGCGGUCAGCCACUGGCAGGCAUGUCGCUCCAAAAGUUCCCUCCUCCCUCCCUGUCUGUCUGCAAAAGUAACCCUCUCACACACACCAUACAUAUCACACGCAUACACACAACAGACAGGCGACCGACAGCCGGCGGCCAGAAAGAAAGAAAGAGCAAGCCCGGCCCGGCCGCGCAAACAAAAAAUUGCAAAACCUUCCACUCCACUCACACACACACGUGGAUAUGCAAACACUUCCGCACCCACACAAAGCACGCCAUCGAUCCAGCCAUCGAUUAGCCCGCUGGUUUGUCUAUCAUUGUGAGGAGUAGAUGCCGCCCUGUCCAGUGGCCGUGCCGUCGACAUAGGGCGUGAGGUCCUCUUCGGCAGCAAACCCAUCCAAAGGCGUCGACUGAUGCUCAAACGUGUCACCUCGAGACCUGACACACAAACACAAACACAAACACAACGACUUCUCCCUCUCCGCUAUCUCUCUCUCCGCCUUUCCUUUCUGAUGCACACACGCACGCACCCGUUGAUCCAGUAUCGCGGCCCCUGUGCCAGCCCAUGUUGCCUCGAGGACUGGAAGGGCGCGUGAGAGCUCUCGGUGUCGCCUCGCAGGUCGGGCGGGCCGAUGUCUGGGUGCUGGUGGUGCUCGGCCGUGAGCGGCACGGGAAUGUUGGCGCGGCCCUUGGUCGACACUGGAUGGUAUGACACCAGGCCGUGCCCUGUGCGUGUGCCAGGCAACAAACAAAGAGAGUGGGGGAGUGUGCACAUGGUACUGUGUGUGUGUGUGUCUCUGUGUGUGUCUUUGGCGGUAUUACAGUAGUUGAGCAUGAGUUCGUUCUCCCUCUGGUCGCCCAAGCGGUUCAGCAGAAUGUAGGUGUCAGUGCCAUACCUGCACAACACAACACAACACAACACAACACACGAUACAUGUACCACACCUUCUUUCUCCCCAUCUCCUUCCCUCCCGCCAUCCCCUCACCCACCCAGCAACGCUGUGUAUGUUGAGGUCGCCCCCGAAGUACCGACAAUAGAGGCGCGACAGCGGCAGACCGAAGCCAUAGCCACCCACCUCCUUGGGCGUCACCAGCCCGCCCACCGGGCUGCCGUGUGCGGCCUCCCCCGCUGCGCCGGGGGGGACAGUGCCGUUGAGCGGGUUGAGGAAUGAGGGGCUGGGCUGCUGGUGGUUGUGAUUGUGAUUGUGCUGGUGGUGUGUGGAUGUGCACUGGCUGCUGUCGUGGGUGCGCUGGUGGCCGACGGUCGUGUAGCCGUACCGCCAGAUGUUCUUGAGCAGAUCUGAUGACACAUCAGAGACAAACAAACAGAGAGACCGACAGACAGACAGACAGACAAACAGCGGGUGGGUGUGUCGUGGGUGUCGGUCGGAUCGUGUGCAGAAUGAAUGAAAUGGCUAUUACUUGAUUCCAUGCCGCCCCCUUCGUCCGAGACCUUGACCAUCACGUCGUAAUGCCCCUUGUGCAGACGAACACGCACCUGAUCAAUAACCAACACACACACACAUACACGCCAUGAGACAGACACCCAGAUGCCCACCAAACGGACCGACCUUUGGUAUGGAUUCGUCGAAGCAGUCGCUGUUGGGGAACUUCCUCAGGUGGUUCUCGACGGUCGCGCGCAUGCUGUUCUUCAUGAUCUCAAAGAGGAUGAACUUGACGUGCUCCGGGAUGAAGGAAAACGACAGAUCUAAGUCGCCCUCCAACUCAAACUGAGGCGACCGCCCGUACACCCAUAUCCCGAUCUGCACAGACGACAGACAGACAGACAGACAGACAGACAGACACACCAACACGCAGCCAGCACCCACACACACACACACACACACACACAGCCAAGUGACCGGACCGCAUCAGCGCCCUCCCGCCCCACCAUGCCAAGCCCAGCCCACCCACCUGCGACACGCGAUCAGCGACGGCCUGGAUGAGCGGUGCCGGCCUGAACUGCUGGUGGAUGAUGCCCACGUACGGCCUCUCCGGGUCGACAGCAUCGUCGUCAGACGGCCUCGACGAGGGGGACGGCCGGCUGGGGGAGGAGGAAGGUGUGGAUGAUGGGGGAGAUGACGGCGGGUCGGCCUUGAGCGCCUCCAAGUCACGAAAGUGGUCCUCACGCACAGCCAGAUAGUGCUCUGGACGAACAAGGAGGACAUAGCGUCAGCACGGCAGUGUGUGUAUCUGGUCCUCCGUCGUACCUGAGAUGAGUCUGUUGCCGAUGCGGGUGUUGAACAGCCGGUCGAGAAAUCGGUCUAGGGCGAUGUCGGGGUAGGACGCGCGCAACUCCACAACACCCUUUUGCAUGAGACUGGUUACCUCGGCAUGCUCAGAAACCUGACACAACACACACACACACACACAGAAUCCUCGUGUGUGCGUGUGUCAGUCUGUCUGUCUGUCUGUCUGCUGCCUCACCAGCCUCGCCAGUGUCCUGGCAAAGUGCGCCUCGGCCCUCUCGUCCCGAACGUUGCCCACCCCGCUAAUCUUCUCGAACGCAUCGGCAUACAUCGAGUACACCCUGUGGAUGUGCUCGUUGCCCGUCACGACAUACGGCAGCCUGUUGAAGUCGUACAGCCGGUGCGCCAGCCUCACAGGCAGCUCCCGUUGGAUCCAGUUGGCCGCCCGCACGAGCGCCUCGGUGCCGGCGCCCUCGCCAGUGCGGCUGACGGCGCAUGCCUUGGCGUGCCGCAUCAUGUCGCGUAUCGAUAUGGGCGUCACGGCCUGCUGUGCGACCUUCUCGAUGCGAUACAGCAGAGACCUCGUCAGACCUGAGAUGCCGCACUCCAUCUCAGUAGCUGGUGUUGAGAGAGGUUGCUCCGAUGACGUCCGCUGUUGCUAACUAGCGAAAGACAGCUAAGCACGAGCCUUCCACAUGUGCCUCACAACAACCCGUACGCGUCGCGUUUGUGUGGG